UAACCUCAAAAAUGUUUUGUUUACUUUUGCGGCGGUCGGGCAAUUCCUGCAAAUUAGUCGGAAAGCAUAUAGUCAAAACCUCCCGUCUUACGUCCAUCAAGGCUCUGCACACCACACGAUGGCUGCGGCAUGGCGAGUACGAGUGGCAAGAUCCCAAGUGUCCAGAUGAAAUAGUAAACAUCACGUACGUUGACAAGGACGGAAAGCGCACCAAAGUGCAGGGAAAAGUCGGAGACAAUGUACUCUAUUUGGCCCAUCGUCAUGGCAUCGAGAUGGAGGGCGCCUGCGAGGCAUCGCUAGCCUGCACCACCUGCCACGUUUAUGUGGAUCACAAUUUUCUCGAAAAACUAAAGGAGGCCGAGGAGAAGGAGGACGAUCUGUUGGACAUGGCUCCCUUUCUGCGUGAGAACUCGCGCCUCGGCUGCCAAAUCCUGCUCGAUAAGAGCAUGGAUGGCAUCGAACUUCAGUUGCCCAAGGCAACGAGAAACUUUUACGUGGACGGGCACAAGCCCAAGCCCCACUAGUCCCGCUCUGGUCACUGUUAAUUAGCUUUAAAUGUUGAAUAAACACGCGUGUUGAGUAUA
Messenger RNA from Drosophila persimilis, 584 nucleotides. RefSeq names its product adrenodoxin-like protein, mitochondrial (gene Fdx1). NCBI's taxonomy places the organism in Eukaryota, Metazoa, Arthropoda, Insecta, Diptera, Drosophilidae. The coding region runs from base 12 to 524 and encodes 170 amino acids. The record is from RefSeq and is a predicted model, not a curated record. Gene Ontology annotation, molecular function: 2 iron, 2 sulfur cluster binding. Gene Ontology annotation, biological process: P450-containing electron transport chain; positive regulation of oxidoreductase activity. Gene Ontology annotation, cellular component: mitochondrion. The transcript has 3 exons.